Messenger RNA from Varroa destructor (honeybee mite), 5680 nucleotides. RefSeq lists its product as uncharacterized. NCBI's taxonomy places the organism in Eukaryota, Metazoa, Arthropoda, Arachnida, Mesostigmata, Varroidae. Gene Ontology annotation, molecular function: ubiquitin protein ligase activity; protein binding. The record is from RefSeq and is a predicted model, not a curated record. Gene Ontology annotation, biological process: signal transduction.
AAAAAGCGCCUGCCUUAGGUUGUAGACACUCAGCUCUUUACAGCCGCGAGGGACUUCAGCUUGGAAGCUGAGUGAAGCUAGGGGCCAGGUUUGUCUGGUAAUAGUGGUCUCUCGUCCCACUAAAAAAACUCAGGACUACUCAAUCGACGAAACGAAAAUAAAAGAUGAGUGAGUUACGCAUCAUACUUCAUAAUAAGUGACUAAUCGUUCCAUUAUGUGGUUCUUUGCUGCAUGAGAUUUGUACAUGCAACGCGUUAGACAGUUUGUCGGAAAUUGCUGUAGGUGUUAUCCACAGCCGGAAGGUGCGGAAAUAUGUGAAAAUAAAGUGCAAACAACAAUAAGCACUUAGCUAGUGUGUAUGUGAAAAUGUAAAGGCGACAUAACAAUGGUGUGUGCAUGUUGGGUGAAUGAAGGCGUCUAGAGGAGACGAUGCAAAAGCUGGAACAAGCCUAUCAUUGAAUCCCAUCAAAGUGGUCCUUAGUCUUCUUUCAAAAGUAUUUUCCUAACAUAGUAGCGAGAUGUGCGCGUAAAGAAGUUACAGUGUGUGCACGUUUGCGAGUGACAAUGAAAUUCCAUACGACGAUCCAUGGUGAGAAUGUCACGAUUGACGAGGGAGGAAAGUUUGCCUGUCGGCGAAGUUCGUUUUAUGACGCUGUCGUGUUUUUUGCAAAGCCUCUGUCAGUGGGGACUCGCUAUUCGCUGCUGCUGGCAAAUACGGACGAAUCUUGGAACGGUGGCCUUCGUCUGGGACUUACCACCAAGGAUCCGGCCUCGAUUCAGCCUGUACCGAAAUUUACCUUUCCGGAGCUCGUUGGUCAAGAAGGUUUUUGGUUGGCUGCUUUGCCCGAGGAAUUCUGCAAGACCCAGUCUCGUCUUACGUUCUACAUCUCACUGACGGGAGAACUCGCUCUGUUCGCCAAUAACGAGUAUAAGGGCGUGUUGCUAUCCGGCCUACCGGCUUCCGAAAGCCUCUACUGUUUCAUUGACCUUUUCGGGAUUAACACAUCUGCCAGAUUAAUAUCACAUGCUGGUGGCACUCUAGUAGAGGUUCUAGCCCGAGGUCCCGAUGCUCUUCGCGCAUACAAACAAAGCUGUGCUGCAGGAUGCGUACCUUUGCGUCGAAUUCGACUAUUCCUUGUGGGUCCACAGGGCAGCGGAAAAUCCACUUUAAAAAAGGCCUUACUGGGAGAAAUGGAAUCGGAAGACUUCAAAACUCAAGGUCAGCUUGGAGAGCAGCAAAAACGGUCGGCGGAAUCGAUGUUCGAUUCGGUCGACUGUAUCACAGCCGAGGAAGGCGAUGGCACCUCAUGGGUGCGACUGAAAGAUGCAUCGUACCCUCCAGAUGCCUCCGGAGUAUCUCAAAAAGAAGACCUAGAGAAGAGACUUGAAAACUUCAUCACCGACGAACGGCUUGAGGAAGCCAUUGCUCAAAACGUCGUACGAGAGCUAACUCUCUCCAAACGGAAAAAACAAACUGUGCAAGCUAAACAAGGAGCUGUAUCUCGAAGUUCGUUACGGGGCCUUCGGUUGAAACGCGCGGAGCCUGCCCCUCAAUCAUCUUCGUCCUUCACAGCAGACGCGAGUUCUGACAAAGAAGCUCCGGGCCGGAUAACGGCUCGCGAGGACGCUAGAAUCGUACAAGACUUGCCAGAAAACAUCAUGCGCCUAAUAGAUGGUUUACUAAAAAGCGAGCCAAAACAAGAAUGCAACAGUAAAGAAACCGAUAGAUCAUCAGCAAAGAGCCCCAUCUUUCAAAAGCCCGUAGCGCCUGUCAAGCUAACGGUGAAUAUCGUUGACAUCAGUGGAGAUCGCCACUUAGGACUCAAUUCAGAGACAUUCUUCACGCCGAACGGAAUCUUUCUGCUCGUGUUCGACAUCUCGAAAGAACUAGACAGCUCAAUAGGCGAUCAAAUGUCGUUGGCUAGUCCGCAGGAUAAGACCUAUCUUGAGUGUAUUCAUGAAACACUGAUGUCGAUUCAUCUCAGGGUUGCGCAUACUGGCACCGAAAUUCCAGAAGACGUCAAGUUGCUCGGCGAGGACUCGGACAUCAGCGGACUACAACCACCAGUAGUGCUCGUUGGGACUCAUAUCGCUGCCCUACAUUCGGAACGAGACAAGCGCCUUAAUAUGAUCUCAGAAAAGUUUCAACGUAUUCGGGAUUCAUUGAAGGGAAAACAAUUCGCAGCUCACGUAGUUCAGAUGUAUUUCUCUCUUGAGCUCGUCGAUCAGAGUGCCGAAGAAGAUUCAAGUAUUGAUGAGCUGCGAUCUAAGCUUGAACGAAUAGCUCUUCGCUCCGGAGCUCUUGAUGUGGACAUACCGUUAAAAUGGCUACAAUUCGAAAGACUUAUCGGUCGAUUAGUACAAGAACAAGAUUCGUUUUUUGCCGGAUUCUAUCAGCUCGAAGAGAUGGCUCGCCAGGUCGGCCUGGAACACGGUCAAGAGUUUCGAUCAUUGGUGCACUUUCUUCACCAGCAGGGGAAGCUUUUCUGCUUUGGUUGCCUUCACUCCUUUCAGCUGGACUCGCAGUGGGACGGGGUCAUUAUCUUACGACCCAAUUGGUUUAUCCUACGCUGCAUUGAGCUAUUCAAUACAUCCAAUAAAAACGCUUUGAUGAAACUGAGCAAGUCCUAUUUAACCGAGCAGGUCUGGCCGAAGCUGGACGACCAAGCAGGCACCCUGGUGUCAAUAUUAGAUGCAUUGGAUAUUUUAGUCGAGAGCUAUUACGAACCUCAGCUACGACGGACUUAUACCGAGCAGAACGAACGCUGUCUGGCGGUCUUUCCUUGGGUAGCUCUCAGGCCCAUAACGCCGCUCAGGUUUCAGAACCAGUGUUCGCUAGAUACGAUGGUGUUUUUUGUUGACGUGGGUAUCGCACUGACAGAAAGCGUGUACCAUCGGUUCGCGUGCCGGCUGCUCAGAUGGACCGACUGGCGCGAAUGCGACAUCUAUAAGAAUUCGCUUGUGAUCCCACUCGACGCUGACCAUACAUUACUAGUUCGGGCUACACAGAAUAACCGCUUCAUUCAAAUUAUGGUCCAACGUGUGCAACGUGGUCGUGAAAAUUGGCUAGCGUCGUCACCGCCACAGCCGUCAAUCUGUGAAAAAGUUCGCCAUCUAGUCCAAGCAGAAUUGGAAUCUCUACGCCAGUCUUGGUACACUCGAUUAGCUUUCGAGCUGGCCGUGGCAUGCCCAUGCGACGGCGCUGCUUGUGCCUUGCAUGGCCUUCGACCGUGCAGAAGCUGCCUACAUCUUCUCCCACUAGAUGACUGUUUGGCGAAGAAAGUGGUCUACUGCGAUUUCAGACGCGUUGAAACGGAGUUCAUCCGGGAUCAUUUUCCGCAUUCAGUUAUCCAUGGGAUGGCUGUUGGGGCCGCUGGGGGUGCGGCAAGUGGUCGCCGAAAUUCGUUUGGAUUCGCCUGGCCGCAAUCGCAGCUGACGCUCAACGCAGAUUCACUUUGGGAUGAACCAGAAUGGACAAAGGAAGCUGCCAGGCUAAUAGGAUCUGAUUGGGUUGCACUUGCUAAAAGACUCGGGUAUACUGAUCGAGAGUUGAGUCGAUUCUCAGAGGAACCGGCAGCAGGUCUGGCCUUACUACGUGACUGGAGAGAAUCAAACGGAGCUACAAUGUAUUCGACUGACGUUCUAGUAUCGUGUCUUCAACAGAUGGAACGAGAGGAUAUUGCGCGCCUCAUCCAAUCAGAUGAGGCACCCCUGCCCGUCGUGUUUAUUAGCUACCAAUGGCAUUCGCAGGAAGCUGUGCUGAGUAUACGGCAAAGACUAGAAGCGGCUGGGCUCCCAUGUUGGAUGGAUGUGGGCCAGCUUGGGGCGGGCGAUUCUCUUUAUGGCAAAAUCUACGAGGGCAUCUUGCGUUGCAAGCUUGUGCUCUGUUGCUUAACAGCUAGAUAUGCCGCGUCCGCUAACUGUGCCAGAGAACUCUCGUUAGCAGAUGUUUUACGUAAACCGAUUGUGCCUGUAAUGGUGGAACCGACACCGUGGCCGCCUCCAGGUCCUAUAGCUGUUAUUCUCUCGUCGCUGGUAUAUAUUGAUCUUUGCGGAGUAGGUGGCCAUGGUGGAUAUGGGCGAGAUGCCGACUGGAAUUCUCGCUGUCAGGAUAUUAUCGAGAGGGCCAACAUGCUAAUCCAUUCAGCUCCAUUAGCGCCUGGUCCACAUUUGCCCGGAGCUCCUAAUAGGAGGCACCAGCUAACUUCAGAGGCUACAGGAGGACCUGUUCCGGCAGUGGCCCAGGCCCAUGCAGUGCACGCCGGUUCACCGAAAUCACACGGAAGUGCUUCGGACUUGCGGCUUCGACCACGCAUGAGCGAUGCCAGACGCGAUUCCGCGUCAACGGUUGGAGGUACGUUUACGCCUCCGCCUGCGGGGGUUUUGAACGAAACGGGUGAACGACUGAGCUCAGCAUCGUUAUCUCUGGGUAAUCCUUCGCCGACGCUGAAUAUGAGCAGGCCAGGUACAUCUGGCCUGCACGGACCAGGAGACGGGUCGGCGCAGGUCGUCUCAGGGAGGAUUCUUCGGUGUACCGUAUGUGUGGUACUUUAGACGCACUGGCGCAUUUUGAUAAUGGGUGCUUGUUAAUCCGCUUUUAUCCACGAGUGAAGAAGCAAACAAAAACAAGAGCACUAUUAUUCUAUCAGUUCUUGCUGUAUCAAUCCUAUUCGUUAAAGUCACACCGGAGUACAAAUGAUAACACACUGAAAACCCCAUUGCGCUUCUUAAGUUUAGUCGCGUGAAGUGCUAUAGAUACUAAAGCAAAAAAAUUUAUUCAAAUAGAUUUAUAUCAAAUGUAUCGCCACCUACACAUCUUGCUUUUACUUUUUUGACAGACACUUCUGAAAUUUUAUUAGAAUUUCCUGCAGCUACAAGCGGGUUAGAACUCGUGAAGCUAUAAACUAAACUACUAAUAAAUUUUUCGCCUUAAAAAUUGUUAGGAAGAGGCGUAUUUGAUACGAAUGAUGUCAGUUCAGUUGAAUCGACGGUAGAACACGGUAAGGGUUAUCUUUAUAGAGUACCGUACCAAUAUAACUAUUAGCAAGCGAAAGGUAAAAUAUCGCAGAUUGAUCGUAUGGUUAAUUUGACCAUAUCAGUCAUGUCUGCUUAUACGUUGUACAUAAUUACAAAUAAUUUUUAUGCAGUUGUACCAUUAUAGAUAGGAGAAAAAUUUUUUCGUAUGACUUCAUCAUAACUGCAACAAAAUGGAAGCAUGUAGAGCCUUUCUUAUACUGUAUAUGUAUGUAUCGGUACUUAUAUUAAUUAUGUAUCAUAAUUGUUAUUAAAUAUAGAUAAUAGCGGUACGUAUGACGUCACGCAAUUUUCAAAACGCGAUCCUCAAUAGCCUUGUGAUUUUCCUUAUAAAAAUUCAGUCCACAGAUUAUUACUCCUCUAACCCUUCUCGGACAUGCACUAAUGUCGGACUCAUUCGCUUUACUUAUGCCGUUUACUGAAUAACUUUCAUUUCCUGGCCUUCCUGCACACUCACUGAAUCUACAAAUUUCUAAGAUGAAUCUAUACACGAAACGUGUAUCUCACUCUAUUUAAUAGAGGGAAAGAAACAGAGUUAAAAAAGAGGAAGAAAAUGCUACCUGAUCCUCUGCUGCCGUUAACCACGAGGAUCGCGGACAUGGACUUACGUGGCUAGAAAGCGAAAAUAAAUCUGAAAGUUGUUGUU